CCAGCCCUACAGGAGGAGUGAGGGGCGACAGACAGGCGACAUUUGGACACUAUUUAACUUCCUCUGGACCACCCGGAGACAGUUUGGACCUUUUUAUCAUUUCCACCAUGACACCUUUAACUGUGCGCGAGCUGUACGGUACAUGCGUUGUAACGGUUCUAACGGUUUUAACGGCUGCGGAGCGGAAGUGAGAGCAGGGGGAAGUUGUUGUUAGGGGCUAAAGGGAAAAAUAAACCCCUAAAAAGUGACUUUCUUUGAGUCAAGUUCAAGUGAAACUCCGUCUGUCCAGAGGAAGGGUGGCCCUGGAGUGUCUGGGGGGCAUGGACACCCACGUGAAGGAGGGACAACUUUAUGUACAGCAUCAAAAGUUUGGAAAGAAAUGGAAGAAGAACUGGUUCGUCCUCUACCCCGCCAGCCAAAACGGCAUCGCCCGCCUCGAGUUCUACGACUCGCCCUCGGGCGGAGGGGGCGGGGCCGGCGGAGGCUCGGGAAGCGGGUCCAAUGAGAAAACCAGGAAGCUCGACAAGAAGAUCAUCCGCCUAUCCGAGUGCAUCUCCAUCCUGCCGGCGCUGACGGAGAGCUGCCCCAAAGAAAACAUGUCAGCUUUCUGCGUGGAGACCAACGACAAGACGCACGUGUUCUCUGCGGAGAAGAACGUCGCCAAGGACUGGAUGGAUACCAUGUGUGACAUCGCAUUUCAGGGAGGAGGCGGCAGCGGCAGCAGCAGCAGUACUGCUGCAGACUCUAAUGGAGGAGCUCAGGACCUGCAGAUGUCUGAAAACCUCAUCUACUACUCCAGAGAGGAGGUGAACGAGUUCUGGGUGAGCGUUCAGCGUACCGAGGCGUCAGAUCGCUGCGGGCUGACGGGCAGCUACUGGCUGAAAGCGGAAAACGACAUCUUGAUCUUGAAGGACCCGAAGACCAAGAGGAAGAUUCUGGUGUGGCCCUACAAGCUGCUGAGGAGAUACGGGCGAGACAGGGUGAUGUUUUCGUUCGAGGCGGGCCGACGCUGCGACUCGGGCCCCGGCAACUUCACCUUCGAGACCAAGCAAGGCAACGAGAUCUUCACGCUGGUGGACCAGGCCAUCCAGUCGCAGAAGGUGCAGGCCGAGGAGCGCCACCUCAGCUGCCCCGUCAACUUUGACCCGGACUGCCCCGCGUCGCUGCAGCACAUACGCGGCGCCGUUCCCAGUAUCGUAACGACAGGAAGCGGAGACAGCAGCAGCUGCAGCAGUCGGGAGGCGGACGGUGAUUCCGGCGGCAGCAAGCCGGGCUCUGCUGACGGCGUGCUCGGGAAGAGAGAAGGUGGAGAUGGAGGAGGAGGAGGAGGAGGAAGGGGGCAAGGCACAGCAGGAGGACUCAAGGGGAGGAGUUUACCAGAACCACCAGCCAUGUUGGGGGUUUUGGGAGGUGGCGUGGUCCCUCAAAAGGCUCCCAGGGGGCAGGCGGCAGCUAAAGGUCUCUCAUCAGCUGAUGAACAUGCAGGUCUUUAUUCUGAGCCAGCAGAUUCAGUCCGCCUGCCUCUGCACAGCACCGACGCCCUCUACUCCGACCCAGUGGACAGCAUCAAAGGUCAAAGCAACCCAUCCAUCCCUCCGGUGCCCAACCCACGCGUCCGACCAGUAGGAGACGAGUCUUUGGGAGGCCAAGGGGAUCAUCUCCUCGGAGGCAGCAACCACAGGAAGCCACCGGACCUGUACUCGCACGUGUACGACCGGAUCAGCCUGGAGCUGAACCAGAAAACGACCGCGAUGAGUCUAAACGGGGCGGGAGGGGGAGGAAGAGGGGUGAACAGUCACAGGCGACCCCCAGGAGGUCAAGCAGAAGGGGCCUCAUCACCUCCCACUCUUCGUCCGGAGCACAUAUACGACGAACCCGAGGGCUGCGCCAAAGGAGGCGCUAACAUUCCCGUUAGUUUAGGGAUGAGUAUUUAUGACGAGGCCCGUUUGGAGCCCCCCAGCCAGAGGAGACAGGAAGAGGUGGCGGCCCCGUCGGGACCGGAGGGAACUUACAGCACCCCCUCCCACGGCAAGCUGUCGGAGUCCCACAGACACUCGCCUCCGCAGCUGGGCCCCAACCGCGGCAUGCCGCAACCUCCGGCUCCGAGGUGGCCCAAACCCGUCACCGCCCCCAAGCCGGGGAGGGCUCGGAAGGAGCCGAUGCCGCUGCCCCCCGGGAAACACGCAGGUCCUGGAAGUAAUGUGAACAACAACAACAAUAUUUGGGGAGGAGGAGACGGGGGGAGGGAGCUUUACAGUCAAGUGUCAAAGAAGAAAUCUCCUAAUUCGUGGAACAGCCAGCACCACCAGGCGCCGCUGAGAUCACCUGAUAUCAUCUAUGACAAUUUAGGAGAUAUUUGACAUCCUUCUUUCGCUACAGAGACUGAAACGAAUGUUUAUCCCCUUCGUGAGAAGAGGAGAAAAGCUAAUGCAGAAAACUUGGUGGAUGCCUUUCCUCCUUUAGGGGCUGUAAGACAUUUCUUCCAUCUGUGGACUGGCAUAAUUAUUUGAGACAGUCGAUUCAUUCGGAGUAGAUUAGCUCACAGCUAAGAGAAAACCACAUAACGGCUGCAUUUUCAGACAUGGAGCGCAACUAUUGUAGGGCCACCCUCUGUGUGUGUGUGUGUGUGUGUGUGUGUGUGUGUGUUUGGGAAAGAGAGAGUGAGUGUUUGCAUGGUCAAACCCAUAACCGGAGUACCAAGCCACAGUGUGGUUGGAACCAGCCACUUCACUUGAACACACACACACACAGAAAGCGUUUGGAUUGUGCCAAAAGGAGCCCGGCCUACAGGCUUCACUUUAACGAGCUGAGAGAGUGGCUUGGCUCUUCUUUUGCAAAAUGUCUGCCGCGCUUAUGAAGUAACUGGGAAACAUGUUUUUGCACUGCUUAGGUUUGGAGUAUCUUAUUUUCUCUUUGUGUUUUCUGGACUGAUUUAUCAUCUUAAAACCCAAUAUGACUCUCAACAUAAUCAGCCCAGGACACUAAUGUGCGACGUAGUGGCACAUUAGUGUCCACUAAAAUGGGUAAAAACAUUGAUGCUACCAUUGGAGGAAGCAUGAAGAAUGGGACUUUAAGACUGGAUCUUGGAAACAGACAUAAAUGCGUCAUAAAGAGGUCAUGGGGUCAUGUGUGGCUUUUGAAUUACAGAGGUGACUUCCUGCACAAGAUAAUAUUAUUGAAUCCUUUAUGUUUCUAUGUACAGACUAAAUAUGAAACUAAUCAAUCCCCUGCAAUGUGUCACAUGUGUGAGAAACAGCUGUGCUGUCUGUAAAUAUAACUAUUAAUAAAAAAUGGCUCCAGAAACUUAAA
Sebastes umbrosus (honeycomb rockfish) is the source of this 3309-nucleotide messenger RNA. It is a transcript of the gene dok1b, whose product is annotated as docking protein 1b. The transcript is spliced from 5 exons. Lineage: Eukaryota; Metazoa; Chordata; Actinopteri; Perciformes; Sebastidae. The record is from RefSeq and is a predicted model, not a curated record. Gene Ontology annotation, cellular component: cytoplasm. Gene Ontology annotation, biological process: positive regulation of MAPK cascade; cell surface receptor protein tyrosine kinase signaling pathway. The coding region runs from base 321 to 2360 and encodes 679 amino acids.